Messenger RNA from Peronospora matthiolae, 1542 nucleotides. The record is from the annotation of a GenBank genome assembly. Lineage: Eukaryota; Oomycota; Peronosporomycetes; Peronosporales; Peronosporaceae.
AUGGACACGCCCAUGCACGCGAUCAACGAGUCGAGUCUGUUGCUCGGCAACGCCACCGGCGACGGCCAAGUGUUCGGACUCGCACUUAACUGGGUCGAGACCCACCGCGCGGCCAGCGUGCUCCUGGCCUUUGGCUGCUGCGUGCUUUCCACGCUCCUGAGCGUCUACAACAUCAUCCAGCACCUCGCGCAUUACUCGCGGCCGCAGUUGCAGCGCUACAUCGUGCGCAUUCUCGUGGUUGUACCCAUUUACGCCAUGGGGUCCCUUUUAUCACUCACGUUUGUCAACCACGCGCUCUAUUUUGAGUCAAUUCGAGAUUGCUACGAAGCUUUUGUCGUCUACAGUUUUUUGGCGCUGGUAUUAAGUUUCGCAGGUGGCGAGUCCGUCUGUGCGCUGAAGAUCCAGACGGAACCGGAUAUCCGGCACAUGUGGCCGCUUCGCCGCUGUUUCGAUCCCCUUGGACGGGACGGCCGCCUCUUGCGGCUCUGCAAGCGCGCGACGAUCCAAUUCGUCUUUGUCAAGCCCCUCUUUGCCGCCCUGUCGCUGUUUAUGCUGGCCUGUGGCACGUACCACACGGUCGCGUACCAACUCGUGCUCGUCGUGGUCUACAACGCGUCGUACUCGAUGGCGCUCUACGGUCUGUGGAUCUUUUACCUGGCUGUGCAGCACAUUUUAGAGCCAUUUAAUCCCGUGCUCAAGUUUGUGGCCGUAAAGGGCGUCGUGUUCCUCACGUUCUGGCAAAACAGUCUGCUGGACUUGAUCCCGGGCAUUACGAACGAGCAGGCAUUUGCUUGGAAAGACUUGAUCCUGUGUGUCGAGACAGUUGUGUUUGCGCUUGUGCAUCUGGUUGCAUUCAACUCGAGUCAGUUUAAGAAGAACCUGGACCGCUUGCCGGACUCGGAGGUGCUGAACAACAUGAAGGAGGUGCUGAGUCUGUCCGAUAUCCUGGCGGAUGCGUACCAUAACUUUAUGCCGUCGUAUCGAGACUACAUGUUGCAGCGUGGCGGAGAGUCCACUGGUCGUGCACGCAAAGGUGACGCGUCGAGAGGGUUUCGAGAUACAUUGUCGUCUGAAGACAGCCCGACGGCAAUGGCUUAUUCGAAUGCGCGUGUGCCGCGUUUUGUCAUUGACGAUGAAGACGAUGACGACGACGAAGACGGUGACAAGGAUCAUUCGACGAACGAGGUGGCGCUCGAGUCGAUUGUGCGUGCUGCAGCAGCAGCAGCAGCUGAAUUGCCUGCUUUAAUGAACGGCAAAACAGCGGAGCUCGAGCUGUCAGCAAAGGAGACGGAGGAGAGUCGUGAAAAGGACAUUGAUGUCGUGAUGGCCAACCCGCAGGACGACGAUCACGUCAAGUGUGUGGACGUUGACAAAGCAGCAGGAGCUCUCGAGGAAGGUGUAAGUGCUGAACCGCCAGCAGCAGAAGCAGCAGACGAUGUUGCGUCAAUAGAGACGCCGAUCCGGCAACGAUCGAGUAGCUUUCCCAGUACCACGGAUGUCCAUGAACGCACACGGUAUGGCCUCGAGAAUGCCACAUUGUAA